AUUAAAUUAGUGCAGUCGAAAAGUAUAGUGGCAAGAAAAUUUCGUAUUUUUUUAAAUUUGACAUUAAUUCUUAAAUUAAAACAUUGCAAGUAAAUUGUAUAAACAAAAUAAAAGUUAUUACCAUAUUAUUGUUGCAAGCAGACGCAAGGCAUAUUUAAGUAUUUUCCACGCAAUCUGAUAUUACGCAUUUCUGCAUUUAGAAACAUAGAUACAUACAUACGAAUAUAGUACGCGAGGAAGUGUAGCUGAGUUUACAAGGAUUUAGAUGCAUAUACAUAUAUACAUUUUACACAAUACUAUCAUAACAGCAUAACACUUGCGAAGGACCUACAAUCGCAUCCAAUGCCGUUACAAUUUAGAGUAGGAAAGUAACAAAAAAUCUUCUUAACAUAAGCAACAGCAGCCAAAGCAACAUAAGAAAGCAAGACCAGCAUUAAACAAUAACAAAAUUCAAGUGGAAUAUCAAAGCGGUAUAAAAACAAAUAAUAAAACAAACUCUUUGCCUCGCCACAAACACCAACUUAAACAGCAGCGCUCAGCUAGAGUAAACCUGCCUGGGAGCUUUGCGCUCUCUCUCACGAAAAAUAAAUAUUCUACGUCGUUUUCUACACAGAGACUUGCGUUCAACUGAGUCCCAAUCGUCAGCGGCAACGUGCGCUCCAAUGAGAUUGCCUUCACCAAAGGCUCAUUUGUAGACUCUACUCAGUCGUUAUCAGCAUCGCUGUUGCAACAGUUCGUUUAUUUGUUUACUCGUGUAAGAAUUUCGAAGCUGUUCUCAUUUGGCUCGACGUUUGUGUUUUGAGAUUUUAUUUUCGCUUCUGGAUGCAGGCCCAAUGGUGAAAUUUUUAAAAUUUUGUUUAUUAACGAAAAAGUUACUCAUACGCCGCGGCGUCUCGCUUACUUUGCCGGCGUAAACAUUGUGGUACAUUUAUGCACAUUCGCUUUGUUACUAUGCAGAUGUAUAAAAAGACAUCAGCGUUUAUAUUUUAAUCAAUUAAGCUUAUUAAAAUAAAUACAACUGAAGGGAAAGUUGUGGAAAGCAGAAUAUUUCACUCAACGAAGUAUACUCUCGGGCAACUCAAAAAAAUAAAUAAACAAAAAAACACUUUAAAGUGAAAGUAUAUUAUAGAAUACAUACAUGCAAAUACAUAUAUAUGUGGGUGAUUAAAAAUUAAAAACUGCUUUUCAUAAAUUUAACGCACAAAUAAAAGAAAACAAUAUAUUCCUACGAGUAUAAACUACAACACCAUACAUACAAAUAAAUGUGAACAAAUAUUUAAAAACAGCAGCACAAAAACAUCACAAUAAAUCCAGUGAAUCCUAAGCAGAGGACUACCUACUAACCACCGCUUAUAAAUUAUUUAAGACAAUCUACCAAAUGCAACUCGUUUCUGUCCAAACAUGCAAUAAAAGCUAAAAAAAAAAGCCGCACUUAGAACUUAGAAAAGCAAGCAGCCCAGUGACCACAAACAUAUACAUAUACAUACAAGUACAUAUGCAAACUUUUCAAAGACUUCAAUUAUUCAGCAAAAACUUUUAAUAGCUGUGGUAAAACAAAACAGAGAGGAUCCCAGACAAAUUUUAUAUGGAGAAGAGCUUAAGUGCAAAUUACAAAGUAUCGCAUAAUAGAAUUUGAAUAAACAAAAUGUCGAAUUUGCUCUACAUGGAUGAAACGAAUUGCAAUGGCAUCUAUGCAACCAAAGUCAAUAAUGUAACAGCAGCAACACUAACAACUACAACAGCAUCAGCAACAACAACAAGCAACAAUAACAUCAACUACUACAACGACGACAACAGCAAUAGCAAUAGCAAAAGCAACAAUAUUAUGCUAACGGGCUGCAAUCCAAAUAGUACUAGUAACAUCAUAAAUAACACAACAACAACAACAACAGGGACAACAAACACAAAUAAUAUCAACAACAUUAACAUCAUGAAUAUAGCGGCCUCGACUGUGGCAAUGACAGCUGCGGUUGCCAACGCCAACGCCAACACGAACACGAACACAAACACGAACAUCAACAGUGCCAGCACCGGCAUCGGCACCGGCAUCACGUCAGCCACACUACCCACAUCCGUCUCCAAUGAGGAUCUAAGUCAAAGUUUAUCAGAGUACACGGAUGCCGAUGAAAGCAUAUCAGCGCCAACUGAGUUUCUUGCGGAGUUCCUCUCAGCAGUGAUGCUCAAAGACUACAAAAAGGCCUUGAAAUAUUGCAAACUGAUCUUGCAAUACGAACCAAACAACGCAACAGCCAAAGAAUUCUAUCCGCUUAUAAUCGAAAAAUUACGAGGUGCCGCUAGUGACAGCGAUGAGAAUUAUAAUAAAUCAUCUUCACCCGAGCCAGUUUUAGAGCUACAAUCCUCGGAUCCAUCAGCAGGUGAGAGUGAUGAGGCGGCAUUCGAAGAUCAACCUAUUGGUAUAGUGGAUGACGGUAUCGAUGAGUACGGACUGAAUGAAGAUAAUUGCCAUUCUCUGGGCGGAGGAUCAAAUAGUCAUGAAUUGGAUGUGAGUAGUCGGAGCGGCAGCAGUGAUUCGGCGGGUGCGAGUCUCAGUGAGUCGGUCGAUGAUGAAGUUGAAGAAGAUGAAGUCGAUGACGAAGACGAUGAUGAUGAUGAUGAUGAUGUGGAUGAUGACGAAGAUGACGACGAUGAUGAUGACGAUGUGGAGGAUGUCAUUAGCAGCAGUGGUGACGACUUGCCAAUCGAUGAUCCCAACUCCAUUGAAGCGGCAGCGGGUACUGGCAACAAUUCACUCUCAUCGCGAAAUUCAUCUAGUGGCGGUGGCGGAAGUGGGCGUAGUCGCAGCGACAAUACAACGCAUUCAUAUUCCAGUUUACUGCUCGAGGAGGAGGACGAUAUAGCGCCGGUUAAUUUGAAGUUUACCAAAGAACUAUCAUCACCCGAUUUGGAUGUCAGCAAUGGCAACAAAUUACCCUCAACAUCCUGCAGCGACUCGGAAUCGCCAACGGAACCGCUAACGCAACGACUUGCUGCAAUUUUGCGCUCGAAAUGUGGUGUAUCCAGCGCUGGCGACAACUACUAGAGGCACAAACAAGGCAUAU
Molecule: messenger RNA, 3059 nt
Organism: Ceratitis capitata (Mediterranean fruit fly)
Lineage: Eukaryota; Metazoa; Arthropoda; Insecta; Diptera; Tephritidae
Exons: 7
Coding region: 1646-3040 (464 amino acids)
Molecular function (GO): protein binding
Source: RefSeq, a predicted model, not a curated record